AUGGGCAUCUGUUUCGUAUGGAACACUUAUUUGCUUGAAAUGUUCUGGACUCCAUCGGGGACUAGGUGUGCAUCUGAGUUAUGUUCGCUCCGUGGAGAUGGAUUCUUGGUCCGAUGCAGAGAUCAAGUCCAUGAAGGUUGGAGGAAAUCAACGUCUUUUAGAUUUUUUUGA
Messenger RNA from Blastocystis hominis, 171 nucleotides. RefSeq lists its product as hypothetical. NCBI's taxonomy places the organism in Eukaryota, Bigyra, Opalinata, Blastocystidae. Bases 1 to 171 code for a protein of 56 amino acids. The transcript is spliced from 2 exons. The record is from RefSeq and is a predicted model, not a curated record.